This is a messenger RNA of Ciona intestinalis (vase tunicate), 2235 nucleotides long. Lineage: Eukaryota; Metazoa; Chordata; Ascidiacea; Phlebobranchia; Cionidae. The record is from RefSeq and is a predicted model, not a curated record.
AAGAAAAUAUACACCAUGUUACCUUUAUCGAGUCUGCAUCAAUUAGUAUCAGUGAUAUUGUUCAUUGCUUCUUUAACAUUGGGACAGCAGUCGCUUCCAUGUUCUAAUACAAAUCCUUGUCGUCGUUUCAGAGUCGACGAACUCUACAAUGAACCUACGUUUUACCAAUCACGUGCCCGAAGACUUGACAUAACUAUGAGCGUGGAAAUGGCAGAAAUCCGAUUUGACUGGUUAAAGAUAUGGAGAAGAACUUACAACGGAGCUAUUGGUGGACCAACGUGGAUGGUUUACCCUGGAGAUACACUCAAUUUAAGACUGGAAAACAAGCUCGGGCCGAACCCAGUAAAUGACACGGGACCAAAUACUUAUCAUAAGCCAAACACAACGAAUAUCCACGUUCACGGAUUGCAUAUAUCACCUGAGGGAAUUUCAGACAACGUGUUUUUGACGGUAGAACCAGGAGCCGUACAGCAAUACCAGUUCAAUAUACCAGAACACCACCCUGCUGGUACAUACUGGUACCACCCCCAUUUCCAUGGCUCUGGAAACUUCCAGGUAUCUGGCGGAAUGGCUGGUCUGAUUAUCAUUCAAGACAACCCUUAUCAUUUUGAUACACCUUACGAACUACGUAUGGUGUCCUGCCCGUUAAAUUGCAACCAUGAUAUGCAAAUGCUGAUACAACCGACAUUACAAUACAAUGAGAACGCACUUCCGAAUAUUUUCGGUGAAAUUCAGGAACAAAUUCAAGACGACCCACUGUUCAGAAACGAACAGUACGCAGUACCUGGAGCUGAUGGCAACCUUGCACAAUGGUUAUUUAACACCACGAACGAAGUAAACUACUUUACCGUAAACGGUCAAUUAAAACCAAGGAUGUACUUUCGUGCGGGUCAAAUGAAACGCCUACGAUUCGCUAACGCCGGGGGAGCACACGCUCUGGAAUUAGAGGUCAUUUCGCUUUCAAAUGGAAGAAAAUGCGAAUGGAGAGAGAUUGCAUUGGAUGGAGUAUAUCUACCAUCGCCAAGAGUGUCCAGAACCGGUCAAUCCCUAGUUUUGCCAGGCGGCCGAGUAGACUGGUUGUUAAGAUGUGAUUAUCAAGGCGUUUACCAAAUCGUAUCCACGGUGAAACCGUUGAACAACCCGACGAUGGGGCAGUUUGACAGAUUCAGUGGCGUUUUAGCAACAGUGCAAGUAUAUGGGGGAAGCGUUGCUUUUCCAUUAGACUUCCCUCUUACCCUCCCACCACGUCCACAAUACAUGCCAGAUCUAAGAUACGUGGGUGACAGGGAGAGAGACCAAUUCGUGGUAGAGAUGGGAACACGUGACGGUUUGAACCGAGAACAGUUCCCUGCCGAUCCUUCUAUAAGAAUAAGACACAAAAUGCAGUUGGGACGACUACAGGAAUGGACUUUCGUAAAUCCAAACCCGUUUCUACUUCACCCGAUGCAUAUCCACGUUAACCAUUUCCAGGUGAUCAGCUACAACAAGUACGACGGCCCAAUCAUAUACAACCCAGCUUUUUUCGCCCCACCAGAUGACGGGCCAGGUGGAAUGCCACAGAAUCAAACUGGCCCGCCCCCACCGGAGCCAGUUGAAAGAUUUGUGGACCAAAACGGCGACUAUUGUGAAUACCAAUACGAUGGCUUCAUGCUUGAAGGUCAAACUCCGGCCAGAGCUAACCUCUCUUCUGUAUUGAACAUGCUUGGCCACGACACGCGUUACUACACUGGACCAGGUUUUCUCGGUUACGCUGAAAUCGGGGAAUACCGGGAUACGAUACCAAUUCCACCUCUGUCUAAUGUUACGAUUCGAUUUAUACCUACUGAUUACACGGGUCGAGUUCUAGUGCAUUGUCAUAACACUGUACAUUCUGAUCAAGGAAUGCUCCUCAAUGCUGAAAUCGUGCCUGCAGGAUCGUCCACAGCUGGAGCAAGGGUGCCAAGUAACAACGUGUACCCUGGGACAUGUCACCCUGGCGACUGGUAUCCUGGUGUACCGAAUCUGCCACCACCUUCUACUAUAGCCAGCACAACGACUGAGCCGACGACGACGACCACUGAGUCUACAACAACAACAACAACAACAACAACACCAACAACAACAGCCACGCAGCAACCUUUAGACUUUUUGGCGUUCGCUACAUGGCUGCUCACCAAUUAUCCAACAAAUCUUGCCGAUUAUUUUAGAAAUCCCAACAUUUACCACGACUUGUACAGACAGUCUCUGUCAGGGUAA